Messenger RNA from Paramuricea clavata, 3672 nucleotides. NCBI's taxonomy places the organism in Eukaryota, Metazoa, Cnidaria, Anthozoa, Malacalcyonacea, Plexauridae. The record is from the annotation of a GenBank genome assembly.
GGUCCGUGGGGUGACCAUGAAGAAUGGACAGAGAAAUUUCGCAGAGUGAUUACUGAGCGUCUUGGCAUGUCAUCAGGGUAAGAAAGAUCACUAUGAUGACCAGGACCUUAUUAAACAGCAUGAGCAUAAAAAUAUUAAAGGUUUUUUGGCAGAAGGAAAUUUCGAGUUUCAGACCCAACGUGGAGUCGAACCUACGAUUCCGGUGCAGCGCUCUAACCAACUGAGCUACAUAGGCCAGUUAUCGAGCACUAACUACAAGUUCAUCUAUUCAUACUAUUUAAAAUGAAAAUUAAAGCCCAGCAAAUGACUUUCAGACAAGACAUAACAAAAUAUAAAAUUUAUUGGCUCUCAACGUUUCGUUGUAUUGUUCACAACAUCUUCAGAGCAAUUAAACUUAUUUACAAGCGUGUAUUAUAUAUAUACAAAUAGUUUCAAACGGUUACAGUAUUCAAAUAAGCGAAUAAGAGGAAGGAUGAAAAACAACCUGUCAUCAAAAGCAAUAGUAUUAGUAAAUUAAAGAAAUAAUGGUUAGUAAUUAGAGACCUAGCAAAGCAUUAGAAAAGGUCAUUGAGGAGUUGACCUAAUGUUAGCAUUUAAAGUAGGAUUAAGCUUGGAUGUGAAAAGGCUUUCGCGAAUGAGUAAAUCUGCUUCAGAACUAGCAGUGGAAAGGAUUUUAAAUUCAGAGGGUGAAAUUUGAUGUUUAGUGGUAUGGAUAUGAGCGAGUAUGCCUGACAUGGUUGAAACAGAACGUUUCUUUCCAGUCAAAGGUGAAACACCCAUGUGUUCACCUAUGCAGAUUUACUCAUUCGCGAAAGCCUUUUCAUAUCCAAGCUUAAUCCUACUUUAAAUGCUAACAUUUAUAGGUCAACUCCUCUUGACCUUUUCUAAUGCUUUGCUAGGUCUCUAAUUACUAACCAUUAUUUCUUUAAUUUACUAAUACUAUUACUUUUAAUGACAGGUAGUUUUUCAUCCUUCCUCUUAUUCGCUUAUUUGAAUACUGUAACCGUUUGAAACUAUUUGUAUAUAUAUAUAAUACACGCUUGUAAAUAAGUUUAAUUGCUCUGAAGAUGUUGUGAAUACAACGAAACGUUAGUCAAUAAAUUUUAUAUUUUGUUAUGUCUUGUCUGAAAGUCAUUUGCUGAGCUUUAAUUUUCAUUUUUAAAUUACGCUUUCCACCCGGUGUAUCAAUCGCUACUAUUCAUACUAUAUGAAUACUCACAUCAAUAGACUUGAUCUUAUUUUUAAACUUUAUUUCUAGUGAACCAUAUCAUGACAUCCGCUAUAAUCUGAUCGCCAUCGUGGCUGACAAGAGACCAGAAUGCGAAAAAAAGUUGAAAACACUCAAAGAGAAAAGGUGGGUCAAUUGUUCUGACAAAAGUGAAGUUUUAAGUUUCAACGAGAAUCAUGAAAUAACGGUUCAGUUUAUCACAAGCGUUUUCUCGUUUUCUUUGCAGGAAAAUUGUGUUGGACACUCUAAAUAAGGUAUGGUAUAUAUGAACGCCAAAAUCCAGAUGCACUUCUCUAGGUUUUUUUUCAUCUUACCUGUUCUACGAGGCUUUGGUAAACGGAGAGAACUUGAUAUGCCUCGAAGUUCAUAGUUUAUUAUUUCAGUUUUAUGCGUGAAAAGAUCUGUCAGUGAUUUGAACCCCAUUUUAUGCAGCAGCUUAAACAUUAAACAUUGCUUUUGCUUUUUUGAAGCAUGAAUUACGUAAUAUUUAAAACACGCGUAGGAAUGUUUUAUUAAAAUUACAGUGCGCAAAGUGAGCAUUUUAGAUAUGAUAAAACAGGAGUGUUUUGAAUAGCUUCAAACACGACUGCAAUAGAUGCCGUCGCAUUAGUAUUUUUUAUAUAAAGAAUACUAAUUAGGAUGGACUUACGAUGAGUGUUUGAAGUCAAUAAACAACCCAUUCAUCUCUUUUUCAGGUUGGACGUGGUGACUCUAGCACGGACACAGCUUCAGAAGGCGAACCCGAACCAACACCCGAACACUCCGUGAAGAAAGCAAGACAUAAACUGAAAAUUCCUUCAGGAAGAACCAGCCACAAAAAAGAGAAGCAAAGCACUACACACUUCCCGUCAGAUAUUAAAAUUGAGACAGAAAUCACAGGAAAUUUAGUAAACCAAUCCGUUUCUAUGCUUACACUUAUGAAAACAACUCCUACGGAAAACUUACCGGCAGACCAGAAACCCGGUAUUGAAUUUCCUCCGGUAAGAAUACGGGACACGAAAACUUCUGAAAACAAAACGACCGAGAGUGAACGUCCUGUUGGUGAAAUUUCCCCGGGAGGCACGGUUCAAAAUGACGGGGUAAAAUCUUCGGGGAGCAAUGUCGUAGGCGAAAGUAACUCCGAGAGCAAAGCACCGGAGGGGAAUAUAUCGGAGGGUAAUAAUGCCGGGGACAAACGUCCGGGGUCGGAGGGUCCUAAUGCCGGUGGGACAAAUGAGAAGUUGAAAGAAAGUGAUCAGUGCGUUGAAAUUCUCAUUGAUGUUGAGUCCGUUCCGAGCACAUCUGGUUUACAAGAUUGGGUAAUGACGGGAAAUGGUUCUGUCAGUUUAACUCAAGAAGCAGGAAGUUCUAAGAUUGAAUGUGGUGCACCGUCCGUUGUUUCAAAGUAUGAGAAGACCAAAACAGUUGACCUCACAGCAACGAAUCCUGUUGCCUUUGAAAGGAAGGGAACGUUGUUUACUGAAGGUAUUGGACUGACGGUAUAGUCUUGUAGUCAUAUCCAAAGGUCAACACUGUGUCUCAAAGUCUCUUUAACCAAAUUAUGCUUUGAUCCCAUGAUCUCACAGGUAAAAGGCGCUUGCUUUGACGAUGGCCUCACCAAAUUUCCGCGUUAUAUAAAGCUUGAAUGAGUUAUUAUUUCAAAUUUAACAUGAUAUUUACGCUUAAUUUUCUAGACUCUGGUCACUUUUCAGUAUUUCAUUCACUGCAGUCGACAACAUCUCCAUUGAAAAGUCCAACAGAGGCGAUGGAGAUGGCAAUGGAACUGGUAACUAAGGACGAUCCACCCGACGCGCAGGUUUGUACUCAGGCAUAACAUGUUUUUGUAGCGCUGUUUCAAAUCCUGAAUGCGCUCUUUCAAAUCCUACGUUCAAAUUUAAAUUUGAAUGUCGGCCUUUAAUAUUUUCGAAAAGUUUCGAAUUGUGUGUAAAAGGGAAGAAUUAAAGUCUUCUCGAAAUUUUGCUCGGUAAAAGUGCGUUUGUAAAUCUCUUCGAAUGAUAUUACUGAUGGAUUAUUAAUGAGUUUGAGAAUGUUGUAUUCAUGCCUCGAAAAAAGGUCCCAAACCUAGGACUUGUUUCAUGAAUUAUAAUUUCAUUCAAAAAACUGUUUUAUCUAGGAGUUAUACACACUUCUGGACACGAUUAACCAAGAGAUCAACAAAUUUCAGACGGUUGUUUCCGAGGAAACUGACAGAAGGCGAAAAUAUCGGGUAUAAGUGUUUUUAUUUACCGUUAUUUCAUAAGCGAGGUGGUCUUUGCUGGACCUCUGGGGAGAACAGUUUAGAUUGAUAGAGCUAUCCAGUAUAAUAAGGUCAGUUUAGUUUGGAUUUCCUACUGUAUAGUAACAUUGCACCAACACAGGGCCUCUUUUAACAUAUAGACUGGGGGGACAUGUUCUCCCACCCAGUCCUCUUACUAGCUCCUGCAGUCGGCAAUCCACACACCCCC